CAAGCCAUCAACGAAAGUGAAAGAACCGAUCUGAGUGGUUGCUGCUUCCCUCUCAAAAGUUUUCUUCGGAUAUUUCCUCUCGUUCUUCGGUGUCUGGUAUUAUUGAAUAUUCAAGAUGCGUGAGGUUAUAUCUCUCCAUGUCGGCCAAGCUGGCGUUCAAAUGGGCAACUCCUGCUGGGAGUUGUAUUGCUUGGAGCAUGGCAUCAAGCCAGAUGGACAGUUUGAUACCGACGCGUCCGCCCAGGGGCCAGGUGACACCAAUUGCAAAACCUUUUUCUCUGAGACCAGCAUGGGAAAGCAAGUGCCUCGUGCUGUUUUCGUCGAUUUGGAACCCACUGUUCUGGACGAAGUACGUACUGGUCCGUACCGUCAGCUCUUCCACCCGGAGCAGAUGAUCUCCGGCCGUGAGGAUGCAGCCAAUAACUAUGCACGUGGUCACUACACCGUGGGAAAGGAGCUCAUCGACCAGGUGCUGGACCGCAUCACCAAAGUUGUCGACCAGUGCGAUGGCCUUCAGGGAUUCCUCAUUUGCCACUCGUUUGGUGGUGGUACCGGAUCCGGUUUUGCAUCGCUGCUCAUGGAGCGCCUGUCAGUUGACUAUGGUAAGAAAACUAAGCUGCAGGUGGCCAUCUACCCAGCACCGCAGGUCUCCACGGCUGUCGUUGAGCCAUACAAUGCCGUCCUGACCACUCACACCACCCUGGAGCAUGCUGACUGCUGUUUCUUGAUGGACAACGAGGCAAUCUAUGAGCUUUGCCAGCGUAACUUGGGUGUCCAGCGUCCAUCCUACAUCAACCUGAACCGCAUCAUCAGCCAGACCAUGUCCUCCAUCACUGCCUCCCUUCGCUUUGCUGGCUCUCUCAACGUUGACCUGAACGAGUUUCAGACCAACCUUGUCCCCUACCCAAGAAUUCACUUCCCCGUCAUCACCUACGCUCCCAUCAUCUCAGCGGAGAAGGCAUAUCACGAGACACUCAGCGUGUCCGAGAUCACUAACGCCUGCUUUGAACCAACCAGCCAGAUGGUCAAGUGUGACCCUCGUCACGGAAAGUACAUGGCAUGCUGCCUUCUCUACCGUGGUGAUGUGGUGGCUAAGGAUGUUAGUGCCUCCAUCGACUCCAUCAAGCAAAGGAGAACCGUGCAGUUCGUGGACUGGUGCCCGACUGGUUUCAAGGUUGGCAUUAGCGGUAAUGCUCCAGUUGCUGUGCCCGGCGGCGACUUUGCCAAGGUUGAGCGUGCCGUGUGCAUGCUUGCCAACACCACGGCCAUCGCUGAAGCAUGGGCACGUCUGGACCACAAGUUUGAUCUGAUGUACGGCAAGAGAGCGUUUGUUCACUGGUACGUCGGAGAGGGUAUGGAAGAGGGUGAGUUCUCCGAGGCGAGAGAGGACCUGGCUGCUCUUGAGAAGGAUUAUGAAGAGGUUGCAAUGGACACUGCUGACCCAGAAGACUCCUUCUCUCAGAGUGAGUACUAAACGACUUGUGGGAAUUCCCCAUCUGGACUUUUACUUGCCAUACCAGCACUUAGGAAAUAAUUGUCUUUGUCUAGUAGCUGCCCCAUACAAAACAUUUUGCAUGCCUUUGUCAUAUUCAUUUACGGCGUAACGCCUAUACCAUGUUCUCUCUCAUAUGAACUGACCAUUGCCAUACUUAUAACACAGCCUUGCAUGUUGAGCGUUGAUUUUGACUCGUAUGCACGGGUAUCCAGACUUGACUUGAUAUCUGCACUGUCAUGGCUGGCAUUCUGGAUAGCUGUGCCCUGACUUGUUUUAUGUUGAGUGCCUUCACCCUGGCUCAAUGCUACUCUUUCUAUAAUUGCUAUGUUUUCCUAGUCUGCUCUGCACGGUAGGGCGGACGAAAGUCGUCCUAUUCCACGAUGUUUGACAUUUUUUGGCCAUGUACCAUAUAUGGGCUUUCAUUUGCGCAUCUGCCCGUGUGUGCCGUGGCUUCGGCCUUGGAGAUGAUUUCAUGCUAUCAGCAUUUCCAUGACAA
Messenger RNA from Sycon ciliatum, 1991 nucleotides. Its product is annotated as tubulin alpha-8 chain-like. The transcript has 5 exons. Gene Ontology annotation, biological process: mitotic cell cycle; microtubule cytoskeleton organization. Gene Ontology annotation, molecular function: structural constituent of cytoskeleton; GTP binding. The record is from RefSeq and is a predicted model, not a curated record. NCBI's taxonomy places the organism in Eukaryota, Metazoa, Porifera, Calcarea, Leucosolenida, Sycettidae. Bases 116 to 1474 code for a protein of 452 amino acids. Gene Ontology annotation, cellular component: microtubule; cytoplasm.